UGGGUUUUUCCCAACACUUCCGGACUUCCGUGUUUAUUUUUUGGGUAGAUCUACCAAAAUACAUACGACUGUUGUUUGCAGAAGUUUGAAUAUGACUGGGGGUAGUUCAAAAACAGUUACAGAAGAAACAUAUAUUAGACAGUUACCUUAUUCUGUUGUUAAGUAUAUCAGUUUGCUGCUUGACGUAGAUAGGCAGUGGGAAAAGUUUGUGCUAAAAAUCCCAAAACGGUUACACGAUGUGGGUCGAGAUACUUCUGAAAUGAGGUAUUCAUAUCUACAGGUCAGAUUGUUUGAAGAUAAAAGCAAAAGACCAGAUGGGAGUCCGACAAAAACGAUCAUGGAUGACUGGGGGACGCAAAACACCAAGGUGAAGCAUUUACUGAGAAUCCUACAAGAGGCAGCACUGUACGAAGCAGCUGAUUACAUAUCAGAAAAUGUACUUCAUCAAGGCAAGGUCCCAAGACUUCAAGAAGAGACAGAAAAUACUGCAAGUCUACCAGCACCUUCAUGGGACGACAAGAAACUCAAAGAUUCAGAUAACAAACAAGUGCAGGAAAAGGAUAACUUUGAUGCACAAUGCCAGAAGAAUAUCUAUGAAAGGGAGAAACCACUUGGGAAUGCAUAUUCGAAUGGGGUGAACAGUCCAACAGACUCCACAUACAAUAGAUUAAUGAAGCCUGGUGAGGAUGAAUGGGCAUACAACAAACUCUCGCCUGGUGUGGACAAGGCCAUCUACUAUCGUACACCAUCGUUCGACAGCGGAGGGAGUUUCUCGGAUGUGUUGAAAGCCGGGAACAAACAUGACGCAGGGGUGGAGCAUGAGGAGGAAACAGUCCAGAUAAGAUCAUUUAAAGAAAGGACUGCAGUGAAAGCGAAUGAUGAAGACGCAUAUUCAUACGCUUAUUCUGGUGGCCCAAAGUACGCGUUUGCCAAGGAAGUCCCCGAACCAAGAAAUGGUAGCGCUGACAAAAUAGCACUGCCGCCGAGGAAACGUGAGCCAUGUGAAACUACAGAUGAAUCCGAGAUUGAUGUUAAAAAACAACAAGAGCCUUGUGAAAGUUCUGAUGGGUCCGCUUCAAAGGAAGAUGAUUUAUAUAAAGUAAUAGCCAAUCAAAAGCUAACAUACCACCUUUUAGGACUCAUCACAGAUGACUUUAAUCAAAAGCCGGUAGCACUCGGUGGAAGGGUAGUAGGAUCGGGUGGCUUUGGCGAUGUUUACUUGGGUAGGUUUGAAAACGGUUUUCAGGUAGCAGUUAAACGUUUAAAAAAUGUGGAAGAAGUGGACAAGCAGUUUGAAACAGAAUUGGAUUCACUUAUAAAAUACAGGCAUAGAAAUAUAGUGCGUCUUUAUGGGUUCUCAAUUGAUGGCCCAGGUAAAUGUCUGGUGUACGAAUAUCUUUGUAACGGGUCGUUAGAGGAUCGUCUACUGAGGAGAGACAAUACUCCACCUCUUCCGAAUGAUACACGCUUGACGAUUUUAAAAGGCACAGCUGAAGGCAUCAACUUUCUCAAUAAGCAGGGCACAGUUCACAGAGACAUAAAAAGUGCUAACGUUCUAUUAGAUGACAAGUUUGAACCAAAAGUAGGAGAUUUCGCCACAGCCAGGUCAGGCCCAAGAGGAAAUUCUACGAUGCCGAUGUCCACACAAGUCGUGAUUGGAACAUCAGCCUACCUUGCCCCAGAGGCCAUGAAUUUUGAUGUCUCUACAAAACUGGACUCUUACAGCUUCGGUAUUGUUAUAUUGGAAAUUCUCACUGCAUUACCUCCCCUUGACCAUGAUCGUGAAGAAAAAGAUUUAAAAAGUCACGUGGAAGAGAAUCAUAUCACAGACAUGCUUGAUACAAGUGGUGGCAAAUGGAUGGAUGAAACAGUAGCAAAAUUAGUUGAAAUUUCAGAAAAAUGUACACAGAUAAAGAAAAAAUACAGAGUAAAUGUUGCAGACAUUUUGCCAGAGUUACUAGCUAUUAAGUAGUUCUUGCGAAUAUUUACAUGCACAGUGGAAAGGAAAGAUUCAGUGCAGUAUACUCAAGUACGGUACUGUCAGUGAUUUAUUCAUUUAACAUAAGCAGGAUAUCUCGCAUAGACAAAUCACACUUAAAGAUAAAAACUGGUAUUUAAAAUAUACCCAGUACCCUCAUUUCAAAUGUUGAUAUUAAUAUUUCAAAAGCAUGGCAAGUUUGGCCGUAUUUGACAACUUUUAGCUGAAUGUAUAGUAUUUUUAUUUUUGUUCUGAAAUCUGUGGAAAGUCUUUCUCCAAAAAUAAAAUUUUCUUGGUACACUCAA
Messenger RNA from Mercenaria mercenaria, 2283 nucleotides. RefSeq names its product interleukin-1 receptor-associated kinase 4-like. Lineage: Eukaryota; Metazoa; Mollusca; Bivalvia; Venerida; Veneridae. Bases 92 to 1972 code for a protein of 626 amino acids. The transcript is spliced from 5 exons. Gene Ontology annotation, molecular function: protein kinase activity; ATP binding. The record is from RefSeq and is a predicted model, not a curated record. Gene Ontology annotation, biological process: protein phosphorylation.